This is a messenger RNA of Laetiporus sulphureus 93-53, 1236 nucleotides long. Its product is annotated as FMN-linked oxidoreductase. NCBI's taxonomy places the organism in Eukaryota, Fungi, Basidiomycota, Agaricomycetes, Polyporales, Laetiporaceae. The transcript is spliced from 9 exons. Gene Ontology annotation, molecular function: glutamate synthase activity. The record is from RefSeq and is a predicted model, not a curated record. Bases 1 to 1236 code for a protein of 411 amino acids.
AUGGAGGCUCACUCUACGCUUGGGAUUGCCAUGAACUGUCUCGGCGGCAAUUCGAACACGGGUGAAGGAGGUGAGGAUGCAGAGCGGUCGCUUGUCUUGCUGAAUGGUGACACUAUGCGCUCUGCGAUCAAGCAAGUCAUGUUUGGCCGCUUCGGUGUCACCUCGAAUUACCUUGCCGAUGCCUAUGAACUGCAGAUCAAGAUGCUCCCGGGACAUAAGGUCUCUGGUCCCAUUGCUCGCACUCGUCAUUCUACUGCGGACGUCGGUCUCAUCUCGCCACCACCUCACCACAAGCUGGUGUCUGAGGUUGGUGUUGGUAUUGUUGCCAGCCGUGUUGUGAAGGCGAAGGCAGAUCACAUCCUUAUCUCCGGCCUGCUUGGUUUGGCCAAGACUCAUCAGACCCUGGUGCUUAAUGAUCUGCGUGGACGCGUCACUCUCCAGACCGACGGACAGAUUCGUACUGGUCAUGAUAUCGCGAUUGCGUGUCUAUUGGGUGUGGAGGAGUGGGGUUUUGCUAUGACACCUCUGAUCACGAUGAUAUGUAUUAUGAUGAGGAAGUGUCAUUUGAACACUUGUCCUGUCAGAAUCGCAACACAGGAUCCCCAGCUGCGCACCAAUCAUCACUUCUUCUACUACAUUGCUGAAGAUUUACACACGCACAUGGCGAAGCUCGGUUUCCGUACCAUCAAUGAGAUGGUUGGCAGGGCUGGUAUACUUUGGGUGAACGAGAAGCUUCACACGCCGAUGACUGCGCACCUUGACCUAUCCGCGGUCUUGAAGCCUGCCUGGCGGAUGCGCCGCGGCGCCGCGACCUAUCGUGUCCAUCCUGAAGACCACAAGUUGUAUAUCCUUCUCGACAACAAGUUUAUUGAUGAAUCUGAGCCUGCGCUUACCAAGGCUCUUCCAGUGCACGUCCACUGUACAUCCCUUUCUUACCGCAUUUCGAAAUUAUAUGGCAAGGAAGGCCUUCCGAAGGACACCAUCCACAUCAGUAUGCGCGGUUCCGCUGGUCAGUCCCUCGGAGCAUACUUGGUGCCCGUUAUCACAAUCGAGUUGGAGGGAGAUGAUCUUUCUGUGACCUACCAAAUGUUGCAAAGUGCUAGCUCAACUGUCUUGCUCAGUAUACCACGGUGCACGGAUGUGGCGUCAUUUCGUCAGAAACCUGGAAAUCCUGCCAUGUGCUUCUGGGAUAAGGUGAGAUGGUCCAAACAUCAAAACGACGCAUACAGUCUGUGA